ACGUCCGCCUCGCUCGGCCCGAACGUCCGCCCCGCUCGGCCCUCUUCCGAGCGGAUUCGGGGGUGGGGCGGGGCGGGAACGCGCCAGCCUUUCUCCGGUGAGCAGGCGGGCGGUUGCCGGAGGUUCAGCGUCCGGGCACUCUGUCACGUAGGUUACGCACACGCUCAGUCCCCUGGGGCCGCCCGGAGCCCGCCCAGGCAGGUGUCCCCUCCCAGACUCCGGCGACCCGGAGGCGGGGACGCGAUGGUUCGGGUCGGGGGCCCGAGGUGGAGCUGACAAAGGGCGGAGAAGAGCCUGGCCGAGUUGCGGCCGACCACGAAGCCCUUCCCCGCCCGUCGGGCCCUGGCUUCCCGUCCGCCGAUUUCCAGCCGUCAGGGUCACGCUACUCUCUGGAAGCCCUGAAUUCCGGUGCCCCUCAAGCCCCGGGCCCCCGGCGGGAAUGUUCAAAAAUGAGUACCAGGGAGGUGCAUUUGUUGAAAUCUUUAGUGCUCAGGGAAAAAAUCCUGGAGCAAAAUGGAAGAUCCUUGGCAGUCCAUCUGUGAUUUGGAAAGAAUUUGAUAAAGAAGUUAAAAGUUUUGUGUUUGUCCUGGAAGGAAGCAGCCAAACAAAUAAAAUUCAGUUACCAAAGGAGAAUAAGCAAAUCCUCGGACUGAUCCAGAGGUUUCUUGUACUUCAGAUUUACAUACCCCUGGGACAAGACUUCUCCACCGAAUUGCUAAUUACUGAUUUAAGGAACAUAAAAAGAAGAUUGUAUUUAUCAACAGUCCAUAAGGAACUGUCCUCAACCCCUCUUCAUGCAAAAAUCCCACUCUUCAUGAUCAAACGCAAAAUCUGGUGCAAUCUAUGCAUUGACUUGGUGGCAUUUACCAGUGAAAUAUUCAAAGGAGCAUUUUUCCAGUCACUGGAUGGAAUUAUUGUCUCAGCUAACUGUAAGCUACGGAAGAUCUUCACUUUAAAAUGCAAGCCUCAAGACACUGCUGAUAAAGAUGAUGAACCUACAGACAUCAUUCCACGAAGCUGCCAACUCACGACAGAUGUUCCACAAGUCACACAGCUGCUAAACAUGACUAAACUCUGCCAAACUGAAAUAAAAUUUGGAGGUCAUCCUCUAAGUUCAGCAGAAUCAGAUCAGUUCAUUAACAGAGGAACAGGUAGCAUGCGGAGCGGUAAAAAUCAAGAUGUUUGUCAUAUUGCCUUUGGAUCCAAAGUUCUUGGACCACCUCCACUCUCUGGCAGAAGAAAUAACAUGAGGAUGUUCAGUGAGACAGUAAGAUCUGUUGGGUCCAAAAAUAACCAAUCGUGCCAGCAGUCUACAGUAGAGAAGUGUGUUAACAGGGCAGAAAUGUCAACCUUGCUGUUAUCUGAGUCUGAGGCACAAGGAGAUAAAGAAAAUAUUGGCCACAUAAAGCAGACUGUACCUAUUCAUGCCAAUCUGCAUAUUAUGCAUCCACAUCCCCCUCAAGAACCAUCAGCCGAUAAGAAUAAUAACAGGAGAAGAUUACAGUUAAAAAGAACCAGCAGAGAAAGGACAGAGACACCCAGCGGCAAUUCUUCAGGAAAUAACAGAAAUGAACAUAAAGCAACAACUGUCCUCACCACUGUGUCCCAACAGAGAACAGAGACAUUGAACCUCAGCUGUCCAGCACCCCAGUCUCCUGAUCAAGCAGAUGAGUGGAUAUUUCCUGAAAAUGAUGACCACAUCCCCCAUUUGGCCUCCAGCACGCAGUCUCUACUUCUGGAUGAAAACUCCUGCAACACCUCACACCUGUGGCUAGAAGCCAGCAAGAAAAAUGAACAUGACCAACAGACAGAGGAAACCCAGGUUGUUCCAAAGGAUAUUUUCACUUUUUCAUCAAGACCACGAUCAGCACCUCAUGGAAAGACUCAGAAUAUGUCCCCAGAGGGGUGCCCAUUUAUUUUGGAUCUAAAAGAGGAUACCAGUGUAACAAGGAGAGACACCCAAUUGGAGGAUGAUUUUUAUGGUGGUGACAGCACCGAAGAGGGUAACCACAGUGUCUGGGGUUCAACCGACCCAACGACUAGUCCUCCAAGGUUAACUCAGUUAACAUUAGAGAGCGUGCUGGGGAAGACUGCGAGGUGGACAAGUAAAGGAUAUCUAAAAAAUGCCUACACAGAAGCAGGAGCAUCAGAAAACCAGAAUUCCUUGGCAAAGCAGAUAGAUAAAAAAGACUUUGAAACGAGUUUGGUGCCUACACCAUGCCUUUCUCCCCCUGGAAGAAGGAGUGAAUCCUCUCCAAAAAUUCCAGGUCCUGUUAUCAAAGCAAAGGACCUACCAGCCCAUCAAGUGUCAUCUUCAAUAUACAACAUCUCCCUACAGGAAAUGUCAGGGGAGAAGUUGAAACCGAUUCCUGAUGUAUCUGAAUAUGACUGGAGAAACUAUCAACCCAGCCAGAUGAGUGAAUCCGAGUUGCAAAUGCUAGCAAGCCUACAGCGGCAACAGAAUGAAGAACUGGAGGACACUGGGGCUCCCCAUGGCCUGAGCGCAUCCCAGGUUGACAACUGUAAUGUCAGCAUAAGUACCAGCAGCGAUGACACAACCACCUGGAACUCCUGCCUGCCACCCCCUGUCAACCAGGGUCGUCACUAUCAGAAAGAAAUGAAUCCACCUUCUCCUUCUAACCCCCGGGACUGGUUAAAUAUGCUGAGCCCACCGAUUGUUCCUCCCAGUCAACAGCCAGCAGAGCGGCAUCAGGAUUCUUCCGGAAGCUUGAGUGCUCAAGGUGGAGAAGACCUGAGUGUGGAAGAGGACGAGGAAGUGCUGACUCUGCUGUAUGACCCAUGUCUGAACUGUUACUUUGAUCCCCAGACUGGGAAAUACUACGAGUUGGUGUAAUGCCUCCUUCCAGGGCAAAGAAUGGCCACCCCAGGCGGAGCAGGAUAGCAGUUCUGACUGGCAUCACAAUGCAUGUGUUGGCCAGGACCAUGGAAUCAACAGUAACUAAGAGAAAUGAAGUUAGUUUGUACAUAGUGUUCAAUGUUAAGACUACCUACAUUCUUUUUGUAGAUGGGUGUGAUUUUUUGGAACUGUGAAGGAAUUAAUACAGAGAUAAGAUUUUAGAACUUUGAAUUGGUUCUUAUUUGUUGGUUCUCAUCCUACAUAUAAUUUUGUUUAUUUCAUAUAAUUUUAUGUAAACGAAAUAAGAGUUAUUAAUGCAAAUUUUUUACAAUGUUAAUCUGUAAAUGAUGGCUUGAUAUACAGAAAAUGUAUUCUUGUUUAAAAGAUAUCUGGGUACCUUU
Molecule: messenger RNA, 3258 nt
Organism: Balaenoptera acutorostrata (minke whale)
Lineage: Eukaryota; Metazoa; Chordata; Mammalia; Artiodactyla; Balaenopteridae
Gene: CFAP20DC
Product: CFAP20 domain containing
Exons: 17
Coding region: 440-2854 (804 amino acids)
Source: RefSeq, a predicted model, not a curated record